This is a messenger RNA of Aplysia californica (California sea hare), 2635 nucleotides long. RefSeq lists its product as uncharacterized. NCBI's taxonomy places the organism in Eukaryota, Metazoa, Mollusca, Gastropoda, Aplysiida, Aplysiidae. The record is from RefSeq and is a predicted model, not a curated record.
CCUCCCUACCUAAGCCAUCCGUGGAAUUUCAGCCAAAAAUAGAUUCUGGCUUUGACCCAUCUUGAAGAAUGUUAGAUUUCAAGGUGUGACUUCCUGCCAAACGGAAUUACAGUGUAAAAAGGGGCUUAUAAUGACUUCGGCCAUGGCCUAAGGCGAAGACUAAGACCCCCUUCAGGCUGAGUUGACUUGAGCCAACACGGCGUCCUCUAUAGAAAGGUCGCUGCAUCAUUGAAGGAAUAUGAGAGCAAGUAACGCCUAGAGCUGCAGAAGAAAGACACUGGUACUAAAGCAAUGUUCUCAAAUUAAGGGGAAAUAUUCGGUCACAAGUUAAUGAUACAGGCAAGUCAUUACAAAAUUAAGCAUGAGUUUGUAUUUGGUCAUGGCAUUGUGCAGGGCUCACACUUUGAUGUACCAGUCAAGACUUGGGUUGGUGAGAGUUUUGCAGCACUCAAGUAGUAGGAAAUCAUUGUAAAGUCAUAUCAGUGGAAAUAAGGCACACCAACAAUGGAGAGUGACGAAGAUCAGAUGGCUGGCUCUAUCUCCAAGUCCAGCUCUUUCUCCCCGAAAGUGACGCGUCCCAAGCUACCUCCUUUCGCCGGGUCGGGAAGCCGGUCUGUGAGCCCCCGAGCGAAGACUGACCCAGGCCGAGGGGAAAUCAAAGCGAUCAUGGAGGACAUCAUGAACUUGAAAAAGACGGACUGGAAAACCUUCAGCCGCUCCCGCACGUCUCCCCACUCCAAGGGCAAGUCCAUGUCAACCAACACCUCGCCGAAUUCUUCCCCUCGCAUUGGGUCUCCGGUAGCAGACGAGUCAAGGUCAGGUUUGACACGAGAUCGGAGCCGCAGUCUCAAACUACUGACAGACAGGCUAAAGAACAAGAACACAGGUGCCAAACCCCCUGUACCCGAGAAGAAGCCGGAGGACGAAGCGAAAGAUGUCGUCAUUGUUUCGAGGACGAUCGAGUUACAGCCCUCCGGCAACAAAUGCGAGCAGUGGACACCACACAAUGCGUCGGUGCCGAGCCUUCCUCCGGGCGGGAGCCCUCGACGUAGUCCAGACAGACGAUCCAUGGAACGGACGUACGAGCAGAUACCAGAGUUCCCGGAAGAUGCUGAGCAGGAGGCAGAAGCAGAAGGUGCGAAGUCGCCUUUGACGGCUUCUUCCGAGGAAAGCUUUAGGUCAGCCCCGGAGGUACCAGACGAUGGCGCCCGAGAGAAAAGCCCAGACAGCGACUACGCGGGCGGGAUUCGCGAGAAGUCUCCGGACAGCGAAGGAGGCUGCAGCGGUAAAUCUCAAGACGACUACGACCGUCACCAUGGAGACAAAUACAAGCCAGUGGACGACGAAGGUAUUGGGGAAGGAGGAGAGGCAUCUGCUCCAGUUGUCAGCACCUACAUCUAUCAUCCUAUUCCUCGGAACUCAAAGUUUUUACAGUUAGCAGCAACAAAGCCGCCAAAGCGGUUUCCCCCAGAGCGGAGGUCUGGUAUCACCAUGCUGGCAACUCGGGGUCGGGUCGGGGGGAUAAGUAAGUCCACCGGUGACGACCACAGACCAAGCGAUGACCAGCCUUCGCGACAACAACGGCUCCAGAGGCGCAGCGAUUCCGCCAAGUCUACGGCUCCCAAGUCCUCGCCAAGAUUCAUAACCCACCCUCCUCACAUGAAAGCCUCCCACAAAGAAGCUGGCUCGGUGGACACAAAUGGUUUCGCUGCCUUGAAGUCGACAGGGGACAGUGAAGACGAACUCAAGCAGCAUAGCCAGGUGUCGCUCGCUGACAGCCAGUUUGCCAGUGAACUUUCGGACGAACCUACAUACCAGGACGUUGUUGAUUGUGUUACGUUAGACAGUAAUAACGAUGUUUCCGACCGCAAGAAUGGGAAGUCGACGAAACAGAAAUCCAAAAGUGAUCCCAGUGGGGACCGGGCUCGGGAGAUGCUGGAGUUUCCUCAGAGCUUGGAAAGCCCUCAGUCUCACAGUGCUCCCCUCCUCUCGGAAGAAGAGCUGGAAGCGAUGGGCUUCCACAAAGGUAUGACCAUUUCCGAGGAGGACGCGCGGCAGAAGUCUCGCUCGGAGACGCUCCUGUCCUCCCCGAGUAACCUGGACGAUGAGGGCAGGGAGGAGCAUAGCUCUGGAGGUGAGGACGACGACGGGAGUGUGGAGUGCUACAAGGGUUCCGACACCGCUGCCCAGGAUAGCAGCGAGUUUGUCGCCCUCAGCCCCACAGCAGGGUCGUCCAAAUCCUCCUCCAAAUCCAUCGUCAUAUCAGCCCCCGGCACCCCUCACGGUCCCUCUCCGGCUCCGUCUUCGGAGCGACCCACCAACCUCCUCAGCGUCCCGACGUCCACGAGCGGAGGCGGCUCCGGCAGGAAGCCCAACAUAUUUCGCAGUGCCAGUUCGGCCAGUGUGCUGCAGAGCCGAAAGCCCGUGGGCUCCCCCUUGCGCGAGAAAGACGUGGUAAGGAAGUACAGCAUUACCUCGGACGAAGCCAUGAUCAACUCCAAGUCGUCUGUCAAUCUGGUCCCGGAUUUCUUGCCCAUUGGGGAUACGUCCAACGCCGCGUCUAUGCCUGCCGUGUGGAAUAAGGAUAGACUUCAUAGCUCAGACUCACCGGAGAGGGAGCCUGGUUUCAUCAAGG